UACUAUUCAUGAGCAGGGGACAAUUUACAAUUUUACCAAGCCAAUUAACCUACAAACCUGUACGUAUUUGGAGUGUGAAUUCUGCCUCUUCUCUUGCAGAAGGAGGAUUUCUGCCCUUAACUGGGGGAUAAGUCUCAACAAGGUAAAUCAACCGUCAUAUCUUGUGGGACAAUGGAGGCAUCGCACACGACAGCAAAGAUGUGAAGGUUUGUUCCAACCUCCACCAAGUCCAGAAGAUGCUUUUUUGGUGAGGCAAUGGAAGAUGAGGCUGUUAAGGUUCCUUGCUUGUCGCUGUUUGUGGGUAACUUAAACCCAGAUUACUCCAAGGAGCUGCUGAGCUACAAGCUGAAGGAUUUACUCGCCACCAUUGAUGUGACUCUGCAACGGCACGACAUCGAGGUCUUCAAGAAACACAAGCGAGCGCACGCCUUUAUCCGGCUGAAAACGGACAGCGAGGUUCUUAACGUCCUCAAACAGUUGCUAGACCCUGGCAUUUUGGAGCAGAGCGACAUGAAGGCGCUAGUGGUCAAAGGGAAAACAUUGAAAGUCGCCAAGGAUAUUCGGGACUUUGCAGAGACCAGCCCCGAAAAGAGUAGUUCUUCCGAUCCAUUGAAGGAGGAAUCCCAGGGCCAGCCACACAAGGAGAAGAGGAAACUGGAUCCCAUCCAGGAAACAUCGGGAUGGUCCGGAGGGAAAUGUGGCCAGAUGGGCCUGGCGGUGGUGGAGUACCUGACCACCCCUCUGAGCGGGACCAAGUCGGACAGCGCCAUCAUGGGCGGCGAGAUCGUCGGACAGCAGCGGCUCUUCUACGGGGCUCUGAUGGGCAGCGAGACGCGGAACGUGGAGUUCAAGCGAGGGGGCGGCGAGUACCUCAACAUGACCCUGAAGAGCCACGUCCGUAAGUACGUGUGCGCCUUCCUGAACAGCGAGGGCGGCAGCCUGUUUGUGGGGGUGAACGACGACGGAACGGUGUGCGGGGUGGACUGCAACCACAAGGACGAGGACCGCGUGAGACUCCUCAUCGACUCCAUCCUCAAAGGGUUCAAACCGCCUCUCUUCCCCAACUCCUACUCCAUCUCCUUCCUUCCCGUCAUCAAGGACGGCGACACGGGCUUGUUCCUCAAGGUGGUCCGGCUGUCCGUCCACACUCCCGGCAAGGACGGCGAGAUACUACUCUACGAGACUGACCAGGGCGAGGUGUACAUACGCAGGGACGGCAGUGUCCAGGGCCCACUGUCCGGGAGUUCCAUCCAGGAGUGGUGUAGGCAGAAAUGGACAGCAGAGAUCAAGAAGCUCCAAGAUACGAUCGACACCUUGGUUAAGGAGGAGCACCAUCUGCAGCAGGAGCUGCGGCAGCAGCAGCAGUCCAUCCAGGAACUGCAGCAUCUGCAGCACGAGCUGCAGUCAGUGCACUCCGAGCGUGCAGCCAUGUCCAACCUCUGCUGCGUCAUCUGACCCCAGGCCGGCCCACGGGAGGCUGGCUAUGGGGGGGUCCCGGCUGGGAAAACAUCUUAGCAGCUCGACAACAGUGCAUUAAUAAAAGCUCUCACGCAGUCCUGAAAUUC
Leucoraja erinaceus (little skate) is the source of this 1565-nucleotide messenger RNA. Its product is annotated as schlafen-like protein 1. The record is from RefSeq and is a predicted model, not a curated record. Lineage: Eukaryota; Metazoa; Chordata; Chondrichthyes; Rajiformes; Rajidae. Gene Ontology annotation, molecular function: RNA binding.